Messenger RNA from Aspergillus terreus NIH2624, 2880 nucleotides. RefSeq names its product glycoside hydrolase family 35 protein. Gene Ontology annotation, molecular function: beta-galactosidase activity. The transcript has 9 exons. The record is from RefSeq and is a predicted model, not a curated record. Bases 1 to 2880 code for a protein of 959 amino acids. Gene Ontology annotation, biological process: carbohydrate metabolic process. Gene Ontology annotation, cellular component: vacuole. Lineage: Eukaryota; Fungi; Ascomycota; Eurotiomycetes; Eurotiales; Aspergillaceae.
AUGAGACUCCUGACGCUCGGUGCUGCAGCUCUGCUGGCAGUCCAGGCAGCAGGUGCUUCUGUCAGCCAUAAGCUAAAUGGAUUCACCAUUACUGAACACCCCGAUCCAACCAAACGGGAAUUAUUGCAGAAAUAUGUGACCUGGGAUGACCACUCUCUCUUUGUCAAUGGAGAGAGAAUCAUGAUCUUCAGUGGUGAAUUCCACCCUUAUAGAUUGCCAGUUCCGCCGCUGUGGACAGACGUCUUCCAGAAGAUCAAAGCCCUAGGAUUCAAUUGUGUUUCCUUCUAUGUCGACUGGGCUUUGCUCGAAGGUAAGCCUGGCGAAUACAGAGCUGAGGGCAUUUUUGCCUGGGAGCCCUUCUUCGAAGCCGCCACCAAGGCUGGAAUCUACCUGCUUGCUCGUCCCGGGCCGUAUAUCAACGCCGAAGUUUCCGGCGGUGGCUUCCCCGGAUGGCUGCAGAGAGUCAAUGGCACCCUUCGGUCAGCGGAUCCCGGGUAUUUGAAGGCCACAGACAAGUAUAGAAGCCCUCGCAAUCAUCAAGAUGCAUUUUCUUACAGCUGUCGCGAAGGCCCAGAUUACGAAUGGCGGACCCGUGAUUCUCUAUCAGCCCGAGAACGAGCUCGGGAUGCCGGCGUUGUCGUUCCUAUGAUCAGCAACGAUGCCUGGCCUGGUGGACACAAUGCUCCGGGAACUGGCGUUGGCGAAGUUGAUAUCUACGGUCAUGAUAACUACCCACUCGGAUUUGACUGUUUCCAAGCCGGCGCGUUCGAUCCAUGGGGCGGACCUGGUUUUGACAAGUGUGCUGCCCUGGUGAACCACGAGUUUGAACGCGUGUUCUACAAGAACGACUUCAGUUUUGGUGUCGCCCUUCUGAACCUUUACAUGACAUUCGGCGGAACGAACUGGGGCAACCUCGGCCACCCCGGUGGGUAUACAUCCUAUGACUACGGCUCCCCAUUGUCGGAGUCCCGCAAUAUUACCCGAGAAAAAUACAGCGAGCUGAAGCUCCUCGGAAAUUUCGCCAAGGUUUCUCCAUCUUACCUUCUGGCGACUCCUGGCAACUUGACCACGGGAACUUAUGCAGACACAUCUGACUUGGCUGUGACCCCGUUACUCGGCAAGGACACAGGUUCAUAUUUCGUUGUCCGACAUUCAGAUUACACAAGCCAAGAGAGCACCUCCUACAAGCUUCGCCUGCCCACCAGUGCUGGAAAUCUGACUGUACCUCAGCUCGGAGGGGAAUUGUCCCUUCAUGGACGAGACUCCAAGAUCCAUGUCGUUGAUUACGACGCGGCUGGGACCAACAUCGUGUACUCUACUGCCGAGGUCUUCACUUGGAAAAAGUUUGGCGAUAGCAAAGUUCUGGUUCUGUACGGCGGACCGGAUGAGCAUCAUGAGUUUGCCAUUGCCACAAAAUCUGGCGUCAAGGUUCUUGAAGGCUCCAAGUCAAGCGUUUCUUCUAAGCAGGUUGGAAAGACGGUCGUCGUUGGUUGGGAUGUUUCUUCCACUCGGGUGAUUGUCCAGGUUGGCGACUUGAAAGUGCUCCUUUUGGACAGGAACUCGGCGUACAACUACUGGGUGCCUCAGCUCGGUGCAGACGGAGCUAAGACUGACUACAGCUCGGAGAAGACCACUGCCUCGUCGAUUAUUGUCAAAGCUGGCUACCUCGUGCGGACUGCCUAUCUCCAGGGCACUGACCUCCACCUCACUGCCGACUUCAAUGCCACCACUGCCGUCGAAGUAAUAGGUGCCCCAGGAAAGGCCAAGAAUUUGAUUAUCAAUGGCAAGAAGGCUGCCCACAAAGUUGAUAAGAACGGCAUCUGGUCUACUGAGGUCAAGUACAAUGCCCCCAAGAUCAACCUUCCGAGCCUCAAGAGCUUGGAAUGGAAGUAUCUGGAUACCCUUCCGGAGCUCCAGUCCACUUAUGAUGACUCUGCUUGGACCGAUGCCGACUUGCCCACCACGAAGAAUUCCCACAACCCUCUUCGGACCCCGACUUCCCUCUAUUCGUCUGAUUAUGGCUUUCACACUGGUUACCUGGUCUACCGGGGAUAUUUCGUGGCCAAGGGUAAUGAAACCAGCUUCUUCAUCCGCACCCAGGGUGGACAAGCCUUCGGAAGCAGUGUAUGGCUGAACGGGACUCACAUUGGCUCCUGGAAUGGUCUCAAUGCCAAUGAAGACUACAAUGCGACCUACAAACUGCCUCAUCUCCAGGCAGGCAAACCAUAUGUCAUCACCGUGGUUGUUGAUAACAUGGGACUGGACGAGAACUGGACUGUGGGUACCGAGGAGAUGAAGGGCCCCCGAGGGAUCCUGGAUUACGCUCUUGAUGGCCGUGAUGCCAGCGAUAUUACCUGGAAGCUGACUGGUAACCUGGGCGGAGAGGACUACAUGGACAAGGUGCGAGGACCGCUGAACGAGGGAGGACUUUACGCCGAGCGUCAAGGCUUCCACCAACCCCAGCCACCAAGCAAGUCCUGGAAGGCGGGCAGUCCCUUGGAAGGACUGUCGAAGCCUGGAAUUGGCUUCUACUCCGCCCAGUUCGAUCUGAACAUCCCGAAGGGAUGGGAUGUUCCGCUGUACUUCAACUUCGGAAACAGCACCACCCCGCCGCCAUACCGCGCGCAGCUGUACGUGAAUGGAUACCAGUAUGGUAAAUAUGUCAGCAACAUUGGGCCUCAGAAGAGCUUCCCUGUUCCGGAAGGUAUCCUGAACUACCGCGGUACGAACUGGAUUGCCUUGACUCUUUGGGCGAUGGGCUCGGAGGGUGCAAAGCUGGAGAGCAUCGAGCUGGCGAACACUACUCCGGUGCUAACUGCGCUGGAGGAAAUUGAAGCGUCCGAGCAGCCGAAGUACACGCCGCGGAAGGGGGCGUACUGA